Molecule: messenger RNA, 1048 nt
Organism: Vigna unguiculata (cowpea)
Lineage: Eukaryota; Viridiplantae; Streptophyta; Magnoliopsida; Fabales; Fabaceae
Product: putative expansin-B2
Biological process (GO): sexual reproduction
Cellular component (GO): extracellular region
Source: RefSeq, a predicted model, not a curated record
CUAUUACCAACACUCUCUGUGAUAAUAUGGCUCUUACACUUCUACGUACAUUCUCUCAUUUUUUCACCAUUGUAGCUUCACUUUCAACACUUCAUCUUCUCCCCUCCUCUUCUUUCAACCCUAGAAACAUUUCAUUUGCUUCAUACACCUUCUAUUCAGAUUGGUCACAUGCUCUAGCCACUUGGUAUGGACCUGCCCAAGGAGACGGCAGUGAAGGUGGUGCUUGUGGUUAUGGAAGCUCUGUUGGGGAACCUCCAUUCUCGUCAAUGAUAUCUGCUGGAAGCCCUCUUUUGUAUGAUUCAGGCAAAGGUUGUGGUUCAUGUUAUGAGGUGAAAUGCACAGGAAAUAAUGGAUGCUCAGGGAACCCUGUGAGAGUAGUGAUCACUGAUGCAUGCCCAGGAUGUGACUCAGAUGCUGAAUACCACUUUGAUUUGAGUGGCUCUGCUUUUGGUGCCAUGGCAGUUUCAGGCCAAGAUGAGAAACUACGUAAUGCUGGCAAAAUAAACAUUCAAUAUAGAAGAGUUGAAUGCAGUUACCCAGGUGUGUCAAUAGCUUUUCGUGUGGACAGUGGAUCGAACGAUGAAUACUUUGCAAUACUGAUUGAAUAUGAAGGUGGUGAUGGUGAUCUUGGGAAAGUUGAACUGAAGGAGGAAGAUUCAGGUGCAUGGUAUACCAUGGAGAGAUCAUGGGGUGCAGUUUGGAAACUUGACAAAGGGUCUCCACUCAAUGCACCAUUCUCUAUCAGACUAACCACUCUUAAAUCUCACAGCACCAUUGUCGCUAACAAUGUCAUCCCUAAGGGUUGGACCCUGGCUCACACAUAUAGAUCAAUCGUCAACUUCUGAAUCCAAACUUUUCUAUUGCUUGGAUCAUCUCCUUCUACCUCUACUCUGCUAAAUAAAACUUAAAUCAGUUUAUGCUAUUUCACUGUUUUUUUCUUUCUUUUAAUUAUCCUUUCUUUUGUUCUCUCUUUUAAAUCUUUAAUAUUUUGGAAUGUAAAAUUAUCAACUUGUACAUGCCACUAUAUAUGUAUGAGGUUUUGAUUUAA